Molecule: messenger RNA, 792 nt
Organism: Parasteatoda tepidariorum (common house spider)
Lineage: Eukaryota; Metazoa; Arthropoda; Arachnida; Araneae; Theridiidae
Gene: ND-ASHI
Product: NADH:ubiquinone oxidoreductase subunit ASHI
Cellular component (GO): respiratory chain complex I; mitochondrion
Source: RefSeq, a predicted model, not a curated record
ACUCUAUGAGAAGAGAGAGACACGAUAAGAUUGGAUCUUUGAGGAUAUUUAUGAACGAAAUAUUUAAAGUCUCGGGGAAAGCGUGCUUGUAAUACCAAUAAAAAGUCCGACUUAAUGUCCUCUAAUGUUAUUGUUUUGUUAUUAACAUCUGAGAUUUUACAUUAGAAGAUGCUUCGUACAUCACAGUUUGCUAAAAUUCUCUACAAAAAUAGAGAUUUAAAGAAAUUUUUAGCAAAUUAUGGAAACAUAACUCGAUCUAUGAGUAGUGUUACGACAUGGAACAAAGACUGGAAACCAGGUCCAUAUCCUCGAACCAAAGAAGAAAAAAUUGCUGCAGCCAAGAAGUAUUAUAUGCUACCCGAGGAUUAUGAACCGUAUCCUGAAGAAGAAGGUUUUGGUGAUUAUCCAAAGUUUAAAAUGGUACACAUGGAAAAUAGGAAUCCUCAUGAGCCUUAUGAUUGGGAAUCCCUGAAGAGAAAUUACUGUGAACCAAUGCAUCCUGAUUUUGAUCUGUGUGUCGAGGAUAAAAUAAAUUUUGAUAAGAAAUUCAAAACACCUUUGUGGAGACAGUUUAUUUAUUUAGCAACUGGUGUGACUUUGUGGAUGACUAUUGGCUACUGGGACAUCACACAUCCUUUAGACCAACACAUUGUCAAUAAACAAUAUCCACACAGCGGUCAAGUUCAUUACAGCUUUGAACCUGCAGAAGAGUGAAUUAUUCUAAGAGUGAAAUUAUUGUAGAUAAAUGUUUAAUGCUUUAAUUUGUAUUUCAUUAAAACUGAAUAAUAUGAA